Daldinia vernicosa is the source of this 1403-nucleotide messenger RNA. RefSeq names its product NIPSNAP-domain-containing protein. The transcript is spliced from 2 exons. The record is from RefSeq and is a predicted model, not a curated record. Gene Ontology annotation, cellular component: mitochondrion. Bases 90 to 1154 code for a protein of 354 amino acids. NCBI's taxonomy places the organism in Eukaryota, Fungi, Ascomycota, Sordariomycetes, Xylariales, Hypoxylaceae.
UCUAACCAAAUCAAUCCCCUCACUCUAAACGUCCCUCUUUGUUUAUUUAACAACCCCCCUUAGAAAUAUCUCAAACUCAAGCAACCGCCAUGUUUUCCCGACGUCUCGCGCGAGUAGCGGUAGGAGCUCCGCGUUCGCUUCGAGCGUUCAGCUCUACCUCUGCUAGCCAGCGUACACCGACACUGGCGGACAUCACACCCGAGGGUGUUGACUCGUUCAACGCGAAGCAGAAGGAGUUCCGCGAGCAGUUGGUCAAAGCACAUCAGGAGCGCGAAGCAAGUAGGUUCACUAAAAAUUCUUCUACUAAUGAUUCUUCGUCUACUGCCCAAGAAACCUCCCAGGGCUUGGGCUCAUUAAGCACCCAUACAGGAAAGCGAGCGGAGGUGUCAACUAAGGAACCCGAGCGACCAGAGAAUCUUCUAUCUAGGGUCAUCUACGGAACAAAAGAGGGACGCGAGUUGGAUGCUCAACUCGAAGCGAGCUUUUCCGCGGUGCUGGCCCGUGGCAAGUACGUUCACUCGAUCGUGUUCCACGAGGUGCAGCCGGACAAGGUGGACGAGUAUGUUGAGUUGGUUGGCCAAUGGUAUCCACUCAUGGCUUCCUUGGAGGAUAAUAAGGUUCAUCUCGUUGGAAGCUGGCGAACCGAGGUGGGCGAUUGCGACACAUUCGUUCACAUCUGGGAGUACCAGCGCUACCAAGGAUACCACCAAUCCCUAAAUUCCAUCUCCCGCCACCCUGACUUCGCCGAAUUCGACAAAAAGCUCAAGACGCUUAUCAAGUCUAAGAAUACGUCGAUCAUGCAGGAAUUUUCGUUCUGGCCAACUACUUCACCACGUCAAUUGGGUGGUAUAUUCGAAUUACGUUCCUACACUCUUCACCCUGGAAACCUGUUAGAGUGGGAAUAUCACUGGCGACGAGGCUUAAAGGCGCGAAGGCAAGUCAUGGAGGGUGUCGGUGCUUGGUUCGUACAGAUCGGUGAUCUGAACACAGUUCACCAUCUUUGGCAAUUUGCGAACCUCGAGGAGCGUAAAGUUCGACGAGAGGAGAGCUGGAAGCAAGAAGGCUGGGCCGAGACGGUCCACAAGACUGUUCCUUUGAUCCAACACAUGAAGUCAAGGAUUCUUGUCCCACUGCCAUGGUCACCUGUGGCGUAAUUUCUGCGGAUGAGGGACGAUUGCGUUAAUAUCAGCCGUUUUUUGGACCGAACUAAGCAUCUGAUAUGGAGAACUGGAGUUUCGAGGCGAUUGUUUCUUUAUGUAGUCGAUCUCCGCCAUGUUAGCGAGGGGGCACCUACGAAAGUGAUUGUACUUUUACUGCCGAGAUCGGGAUACUUCUGAUGAGAGCUUGGAGGGGCUGAAAAUCACGCCCUAAAUGCUAUUACGGUCACAUUUCACUGAUACCAA